AUGUUCUUCCGCAAGACCAAGUCGCUCAACUCGUCUGCCCUAGAAAGCUUGCCCAAGGAUUUGUAUGCUUCCAAGAAUACGCAUGGUGAUGAUGACGAAGAAGUGAAGAGAUCUUCUAUUGAUAGCCUUGUCCUCCGUCGUCUACAAGGCGAUGCCAUGGCCAAGUGGAACAACAGCCCUCAACAACAGGAUGAUGAUGACAUGGACGACGCAAGCUGCCACUCGACUUCCAGCACUGGUAGCCCCCGUCGCAGACGCCGCAAUGUUUCGGAUGCUCGAAGAAACAGAGGAGGACAGCGAUCAUCCUCGGUCAGGAGCAGAAGAACUACCGGUGGCAAUGGGUCCUCCCGAGGCACCCGCACUUCAGGUAUUAAUAGUGGAUCCUCCCGCGCCAACCGAACGACCGGUGGCAACACUGGCGCUGGAACACCCAGCAGUCGCCCCCGACGCAUGCGCCGCGUCAAGUCGGAUGAUGGAGCCGAAAACGUAUACCACCGCGACCACGAGAGACGCCAACGUCGCACCAACCUUCUCGACCAACACCCAUUGCCACAAGAUGAAGAACCUCGUUCCUUGUCUCCUCGUCCCGUAGCGACCCGAAAGGCAGUGUCCUCCUCGCCACGAACUAAGAGUGCCAACAGCCGAGAAAGGUCCAUGUCCAGCAGCUCGCCCCCAGCACGUCGCAACAGGGUCAUGUCUCAUGCUGCAUAA
Molecule: messenger RNA, 711 nt
Organism: Seminavis robusta
Lineage: Eukaryota; Bacillariophyta; Bacillariophyceae; Naviculales; Naviculaceae
Source: the annotation of a GenBank genome assembly